Messenger RNA from Limulus polyphemus (Atlantic horseshoe crab), 4682 nucleotides. RefSeq names its product D-2-hydroxyglutarate dehydrogenase, mitochondrial-like. NCBI's taxonomy places the organism in Eukaryota, Metazoa, Arthropoda, Merostomata, Xiphosura, Limulidae. Gene Ontology annotation, cellular component: mitochondrion. Bases 44 to 1681 code for a protein of 545 amino acids. The record is from RefSeq and is a predicted model, not a curated record. The transcript is spliced from 8 exons. Gene Ontology annotation, molecular function: catalytic activity; FAD binding.
AUAUUGUCCAAUUCAUUACACACAGGAAAAAACAAAACAAGAAAUGGCAUUAUUGUUUAAAAGAGGAAUUCUGAGUCAGCUUUUAUUAAGAGGAAGACAGUUAACGACUAAGCUCUCUACCAAGGGGAUGCCAGAAGCUUGUCUAACUUGUGCCAAUGAAAGUCGUUAUUCUGGAAGCUGGGGCUACAGGCGGAUCCACACUUCCAAAUUUUUAUCGACUACGAUAGAACUAACUUACAAACGCCUACCGGAGUUGAAACGUGGACCUUACGCCGAAGUUACACAGAAGGACAUUGAGUAUUUCGAGACCAUCCUUGGAAAAGGUGGGGUUAUUACGGACAAAGAUGAACUUGAAGGAUAUAACAUUGACUGGUAUAAAACGUGCAAAGGCUGUAGCUCAGUCCUACUAAGGCCAAGAACGACAGAAGAAGUUUCCAAACUUCUUUCUUACUGCAACGAGCAGAGUCUCGCCGUAUGUCCGCAAGGUGGCAACACUGGGCUAGUAGGGGGCAGCGUUCCCGUAUUUGACGAGAUUAUCAUGUCGACCUCUUUAAUGAACGAAGUUUUUGACUUGGAUCAAAUGUCUGGUGUACUGGGAUGCCAGGCAGGAUGCGUUUUAGAAGUUCUAGAAAAGUAUGUAGGAGAACGGAAUUAUAUGCUACCGGUUGAUUUAGGAGCGAAAGGCAGCUGCCAAAUUGGAGGAAUUGUGUCAACAAAUGCAGGUGGCCUUCGUCUGGUGCGGUAUGGCUCUCUUCAUGGCAACGUUAUAGGUGUGGAGGCUGUUCUACCCAACGGGAACAUUGUUGACUGUAUGUCACAUGUUAGGAAGGACAACACAGGUUACGACUUGAAGCAAUUUUUCAUUGGCUCCGAAGGAACUCUUGGCGUGGUGACCAAAGUCGCACUACUCUGUCAUCCGACUCCUUCGGCUAUAACAGUGGCGUUUAUUGCUUGCCCUACAUUCGAAGCAGUCUUAAAAACUUUCCGAUCUUGUCGAGAAAAGCUUUCUGAAGUUCUAUCAGCGUUCGAAAUGAUGGAUGGCGCCACAAUGGAAGCCAUUGAACAGAACGUCAGUCUUCGAAAUCCAAUUGGUCUUAGCCCUUUCUAUGUUCUGAUUGAAACCGUGGGAUCCGAGCAAGAACACGACGAAGAAAAAUUAGCUUCUUUCUUGGAGACCGCGAUGGAAAACAACAUAGUUACCGACGGAACAAUGUCUUCUGAUCCCGGGCACGUACGGGAAUUAUGGGACGUGAGGGAACGUGCAGCCGAAGCUCUGCUUCACGACGGUUACGUCUACUCUUACGAUCUCUCCCUUCCGUCGAAAGCCUAUUAUCAUAUUGUACCUGUUAUGAAGGACAGAUUAGGGAGCAAAGUGAAACGUUGUGCAGGAUACGGACACGUGGGAGACGGAAACUUGCAUCUUAACAUCACGACUCAAGACUACGACCCGGAGGUUAUAAAGCUGAUUGAACCCUUCGUUUACGACUGGACAACGAAGAACGGCGGCAGCAUCAGCGCCGAGCACGGAAUGGGGAUAAAACGUUGUCCGUACUUAUCGCUCGCCAAAUCUCCGAAUUCCAUAAAACUGAUGAAAGACUUGAAAGCUUUAAUUGAUCCUAAGUGCAUUUUGAAUCCGUACAAAGUCUUCCCUUACGAAGUAAACAGCUUCAGUGAGUUCUAAAAAAAAACCUUCACGUAAACAAACGUACAUUUCCAAAUUAAAGAAAGUUCGGAUCUUGUUAGAAACAUUUAUGAAGUUAUUAAUAUUUUUAGAAUCUCACGUUAUUGUUUAACAAUAUAACUGAAUGCUUGAUUUACUAAAUACAGUCGUAAUUUCAUCCUCGUGAUAGAACUGUCCAACUUCUAUCUUUGUUAAUACAAUUCUAUAUAGAUAUCGGGUUAUUUGAGAAAGAAGGAAUUACGGGUAACUUUUAUCCUUUUUUGAUUUAUGAUUUGUAACUUUUUAAAAAAAACAAACAUAUAUUUUUAGAAGCUAUUCACAAGGUAAUGCGCAUAAAGUUGCAUCUAGUGACAAUUAUUUCGAGUAUCCAAGAUGGCGACAAAUUUUCCUUCACAGAAUAAUAAAUAGUUCAUGAUACACAAGCCAGGCGUUCCAGAACGUGGGAUUUUGACAUAAUUAAUGGAUAACAUUCGGUCCUUCAAAGAUGUCCUUGUCCACCCACUCCAGAGGAAAGUGAAUAUUUAAAUCCUUCCUUUAUUUUUUCAAGAAAUCGUAUAUUCUUCUUAUAAACUCAUUCCAUAAGCCACGUUAGAAAACUCAAAUUGUCUUAAUUGGAGCCUAGCCUGUCUUUUUUUAACAUCUCCAAUACACGGGAGUACAAUGUCUUCAGCAAACUUGACUAUCAGUCUCAUCAAUGUAAAUAAAACGGGAAAGGCCCAAGGACUGACCCUCUACUAGUAACAGUGGUCCAAACUGACUGGAUAAUAAUAAUAUAUUGCUUUCUCCUAUUCAGCCAAUUUACAAUCCAAUUAACCAGUCGUAUCCCAACCCCUUCCUAUGUAGUGUCCUUAGCCAAUAUUUUGUGUGGAACUUUAUUAAAAGCAUUUUGAAAACAUAACUGCAUGAAAUUUGUGUACUUUACUUCGUCCACAUGACAAGUAACAUUCUAAAAAAGUAACAGAUUAGUAAGACAACAUUUCCUUUUAGCAAAUUCAUGUUGGACUUUCGUUCAUUAAAAUACAUUUUACUAAAUUAUUUUGUAAAUGUUCUUUUACCAGACUAGAAUUUUUUUCCUCUGUAGAAGUAAGACAAUAUGGCCUAUAAUUUCCAUCACCCCUUUAAAAAUUAGAAUACCUAGGAAUUCUUCAAUCCUCAGACACCAUCCCACUGUCUAUUGAUCUACCAAAAACGAGAAAGUCUCAUAUUUGAUCUUUUAAAACAUGGUUUGCUGCUUUAUUUUUAAUCUUUGUCUUUCUAUUUACCUUCUCUGGAUCAAUGUAUGCAUGGUGUUACUUCCAGUAUUCCCCUAGGAUGCUCAGGAAUAAUGCUUAUGGUGUUACUUCCGGUAUUCCAUCUAGUAAGUCUUCAACAAAAACCUUGCAAUCAACAUCCUUAAGGUCGUAAUCUCCAUUUUAACUACCUCUAAAUUAGUUUUAAAAAAUCUUUGCUGCUUAUAUGUUGCUUGAAAUCUGUUAGAGCUUCUUAGUGUUGUGAGUUUAAUUGUUUACCGAAUGUGUACGGGUCGGACUGACCCUCGUAUUGUAGAAGGAAUAUUAACUAUAAUUCCAACUUUACUAUGUGUAUCUACAGGGAAUAUGGCAAGGUUUUAAUAACAUGUUCAGGACUGUUUUAUUAUAGAAGUAUUUGUAUUUAAGGUUAUGUCUGUGAAAUCAGUCUGACUCAAACUCGGUGCUAGUUACAGCUCUGGUAACAGUCAAUUCCGCUAUUUCAUUAAAGGUAGGCGGUGGGUACUGCUGAUGGUUGACUUCCUUCUGCUCAUCAGUUCUAAAUUAGGGACUGGUAUGCCUAAUAUUUGAAGCCCGAACUGGUUAUUCAGUCCAUGUGCUGUACACGAUGUUGUUCAGGGCACCACCAUUGAACAAAGACGUUUUUAUUAUUUAAAUUUUAUGUUUUAAUAUUUGGCUCUUUUCAUUUUGCCAAGUUUAUCAUAGUUACCAUAGCUAUUGUAAAAUAAAUAAUUAUAAUAUUAUAUAAGAGCAUCAUUAAUUCAUUGAGAGAUAAUUGAUGUAUGAUGAAUUGUCAUGUCUGAAGAAUUCCCUGUUUCGUUGGGCUUGUACGUGCACUGAUUUGCAAGUUAUUUGUAUAUUUGAAGUUUGAUGGUCGAAAAUUAACGAGUAAUGAAUACUUCAACAUGAAGUAUUUGUUUUCAAUGUAAAAUAAAAUAGUUUGAGAUUGUUGGCUGUUAACGAAACAAAUGAACAACGUGGUUAAUUAGAAUAACAGUCUAAUUUACAAAUGGUUACCGUGGCAAAGACCUACUCAGUGUCAAUCAUUUUGUGCCACUAUGAAAAUAAUGUAAUUAUUAAUUCUAGCGAGGUGAGAGCUAGUAUUUAUGAUUAAGCAAGCCCAAAAGACGGUUAUACUAAACGAUAUAGGGAAAGGUGCGUAAAAUAUAAGUAUUACAAUAAUUAAUAAAAAUGAAGGAAUGCAAACGUGCACCCACACAUGAUAUUUAGCAUCUCUGGAAUGGUGGAAAGGGAAUAAAAUAAGAGGUGCCAGUUUUUGUUAUUGAUUUUUACUGUAUUAUUUGUACUUUGAUUGAUUAUGUAAUGAAACCAUUCAUUUCUGAACCACGAGAAAAUAGUUUGGAGUAUCGUUUAAGGAAAAUUUGAAAAAAAUAAUUUCAUGUUUUAGAAAUACACAGAAUUGAGCAGGACAAAGAUUCAAUAAAACGUAAGAUAUAUAGAGAUAAACAGACGAUUCUGUGUAUUGAUUAUUUAGUGUAUAACGCCACCUCUCCUUCGUUUGACAGUGUUUGGGUUUAUUAUGUGUCAGAAUGUUGAAGACAUUGAGUAAUUUACAUGUUUCUCAAUAUGUAUCUCGGUGGUCGAUGCCUCUAUGGUAAUUAUACAUAAAGUUACGGUCCUUGGUUCGAAUUGGGAGUGGGGCUCAUGCCACGUAACCUUGAUUAACCUUUUCGAUGUGUAUGUGCUGUAUUUGUUUUCACAAGUAUUAAAAGUUAUCAAUUGUUAUAAGUUUU